Molecule: messenger RNA, 822 nt
Organism: Talaromyces amestolkiae
Lineage: Eukaryota; Fungi; Ascomycota; Eurotiomycetes; Eurotiales; Trichocomaceae
Exons: 1
Coding region: 1-822 (273 amino acids)
Cellular component (GO): cytoplasm
Molecular function (GO): aldehyde-lyase activity
Source: RefSeq, a predicted model, not a curated record
AUGGCCACACAAAACAGCAGCACCGAAUAUGCCACCGCACACACAACCACAAUCUCAAAUUCACGCCUCAGAAUACUCAAUAAGCUCAAGAAUGGCGAGUUCCCGCUCAUGACAUUCAUGGCCAUCCCUUCCGUCCGCCAGGCCCAGAUAGUAGCCCUUACCGGUCUAGACGGAGUCAUCAUUGACUGCGAACAUGGCCACAUCGGCGACGACUCUAUGCACAAUUCUGUCGCCGCUAUAUCUGCCCUUGGAGCGUCACCCAUUAUCCGAAUUCGUGGCCCUGCGCAUGACAUUAUUAAACGAGCCCUUGAUACCGGUGCCCACGGUAUCAUGGUACCGCAGAUCAACAACGCAGAAGAAGCGAGAUCGAUUGUGCAAUCAUCGAAAUUCCCGCCUCAGGGUGUACGAGGGCAAGGAUCCGCGUUCCCGGCUAUUGGCCACGGACUCACGACACCAGAGUACAUGAUAUCCGCAAACGAGACCCUCUUGACAAUGAUUCAGAUUGAGACUCGCGCCGGUGUGGAGAAUGUCGAUGAGAUUGCUGCUGUUCCCGGUGUCGAUGUUCUAUUCAUUGGGCCCAAUGACCUUGCGCAAUCGCUGCUUGGAUAUGUGCCAGCGCGAGGUGAUGAGCCGGAGUUUGUGGCUGCUAUUGACAAGAUUGUGGAUGCGGCGAAGAGGAAUGGGAAAUGGGUCGCUCGGCUGGUGAAUAAUGGUUCGUUGGCCAAGGAGGCGAAGAAGCGGUUUGAUACUGUUGCGAUCACGGGUGAUACAAAGGCGAUUCAGAAUUGGUAUAUGGCUGAGAUUGAUGUUGCUCGUUCAUGA